AUGAACGACGUUGCUAAAAUAAAAAAGAAUUCCAUAUUAGGGAAGGUUAAAAGCCUACGUAUAAAGAAGAAUGACAAAAAUUCAGAUAAUGGUUCCAACGACAGCAAUAAUGCUGCUGUUAGUAAAAGGCCUUCUUCUAUUCUUAAUAAUGGAAGCGAAAACAAAGAAAAAAGAAGAUCAAUUUUUGGUGGUGGUGGUGGAAAAUCUAAUGGUGGUAUAGUGGUGGAGAAAGUAGAGAAAAAAGAGGUGACCGUCAUCCCACCGAAAAAUGAAACAAAUGUGGAAAACUACGAGAAAACUUUAAAGGACGAUUUAUCAAAGACUAAUGAAUCACUCCAAAAAGAUUUAGCCAAGAAUAAUGCCGAAAUUGAAGCUUUGAAACAUGCCAUCGAAGAAGAGAAAUCACGUGGUGCGAAUGAAAUCGAAGACUUGAAACAAAAAUUAUCCUCUAAAAUUGACGAAUUGAGCAACCUAAACAACAUUAUACAAAACUCCAACCAAGAAAUAAACGAACUAAAGGCAAAAUUAACUCAGGAAGAGUCGCUAAAAGAAAAACUAAAGGCCGAGAUCGAUGAGAGUAAGAAACAGAUUGAAAAGAUAAAUAAAGAUGCGAUUGAACAAAAAACCUCCUCUUCAGAAGCCAAAGUAGCUUUGGAAGUUAGCAAACACGAAAUAAAUCAACUAAAAUCUGAAUUGUCACAACGUAACUCUACCAUGCAAUCCUUAAAUCAAGAAUUGAUCUCAAGUAGAAAAGAAGUUGAUAAACUUAAAAAAGAGUCUGAACAACGUAACAAAUCUGCCUCAUCUUUACAUUCCGAUCUUGAAAAUACAAAAUUAGCUCUUCAAUCAAGCAAAGACGAAAUAAAUAAAUUGAAAGGAGAGUUAGAUAAUUCCAGAAAGCAAACUAAAAAUUUCGAAUUCGAAUUAUCCAACAAUAAAAAAGAAUUGGAAAAUGUCAAACGAAAUUCCAUAAAUGAAAUAAAUGAAAAAUUCGUCGAUAGGUCUGAAUAUGAAAACAUUUUAAGCGAUCUCAACAAGUAUAUCGAAAUAAAUCAAAAUUUAAAUCAAGAAAUCGAAAAGCUAAAAUUCAAUCAGCCUAUAAGCGAAAAAAGAGACGAAGCUAUCAGACAAGCAAGAAAUUCCAAAUCAGAAUACGACACUUUACAAAAUUUCUUUAACAACAUUCAAUCCGAUUCGGAGGAAAAAAUUAAAUCCUUGCAAGAAUUGAGGUCUCAGUUGGACGCAAAAGAACAAACAAUUCUACAUCAAACAAAUGUGAUCCAUUCAAUGGUACCCAAAAUCACUUACGAUAGUUUAAAUCAAUCAUUAUUGAAUAAACAAUCCGAGUUAGAAUAUGUUAAAGCUGAAUUGCAAACAACUAAAUCUGAUUUGGAAUCUAUUAAAACUGAAUUACACCAAGUUAAAUCAGAUUUUGAUUCAAGACUAGGUGGUGAUUCAAGCUCGAUUGAUGAAAUAAAAACUCAAUUAUCAAGUGCCAGAGCUCAAUUACAAGCUAAUAUUUGGGAAAAGAAUCGUAGCGAUAUAAUCAUUUCUGAAUUGAAAAGUAAAUUGGAUGGUUUAUCGGCCAAUCAAUCUAACCUAUUGGAAUCUCUAAAUCAAAAAUUACGUUUAGAACUUGAACAAACUAGAAUACAAGUCAAGAACGUUGAAAAAUUAAUGUCCGACAAUGAGAAAUUGAGAGCUGAAAAUCAAAAAUUACAAUCAGAAAUUGGUCAAUCUAGAGCACAAGUCUUACCCGACAAUGAGAAAUUAAGAGCUGAAAAUGCAGAAGCCGUCAAAAACGAUAAAACUUCUUCUUCUUCACAUAAAUAUAACGGAAUAAGUAUUAAUCGCUCAAACUCAAAUAUCAGUUCUUCUGAUGAUUCAGAAACGUCACCAACGUCUCCGCAAUCAUCUAACAAGAACAAUCCUAAUAUUAUUAAGAACAAUACUAAUGGUAACGUUAAUGGCAACGUUAAUGGCAGUAAAGUUAAAAAAAACAAACGUAAGAGUGUCGUGGAACCAUUACAUACUAGUAAUGUAGAAACUACCGAUCAAACAAAUGAUUACCCCAAACCUACCCCAAGGCCCAAAAAAAAUGAUAGUAACAAUAACAGCGGCGAAGGCGAAUGGAUCACUGUUCAAAAAAGAAGAAGCAUCAGGUAUUUGUGA
Entrophospora sp. SA101 is the source of this 2172-nucleotide messenger RNA. The record is from the annotation of a GenBank genome assembly. Lineage: Eukaryota; Fungi; Glomeromycota; Glomeromycetes; Entrophosporales; Entrophosporaceae.